CGCUCCGCAGUGACGUAGCACGCCGCAGGCCGGGAGUGCGUGCGCGCCCUCGCUUCUUCCUCUUUCUCGACUCCAUCUUUGCGCUAGCGGCACGUAGGGGCCGCAGUUCAGCCGCCGACAUGCAGCUGUUCGUUCGCGCGCAGGAGCUCCACACCCUCGAGGUGACCGGCCGGGAGACGGUCGCCCAGAUCAAGGCUCACGUAGCCUCGCUGGAGGGCAUCGCGCCCGAGGACCAAGUGGUGCUGCUAGCGGGGACGCCCCUGGAGGAUGAGGCCACCCUGGGCCAGUGCGGCGUGGAGGCCCUGAGCACCCUGGACGUGGCCGGGCGCAUGCUGGGAGGCAAAGUCCACGGCUCCCUGGCCCGCGCCGGCAAAGUGAGAGGUCAGACUCCCAAGGUGGCCAAGCAGGAGAAGAAGAAGAAGAAGACGGGCCGCGCCAAGCGACGGAUGCAGUACAACCGGCGCUUCGUCAACGUGGUGCCCACCUUUGGCAAGAAGAAGGGCCCCAACGCCAACUCCUAGGCCCUCUGUCAUCCCGGCUCCCCAAUAAAGCCGCGCCGGCCGUCUCA
Messenger RNA from Lepus europaeus (European hare), 568 nucleotides. It is a transcript of the gene FAU, whose product is annotated as FAU ubiquitin like and ribosomal protein S30 fusion. Gene Ontology annotation, molecular function: structural constituent of ribosome; protein binding. Gene Ontology annotation, cellular component: cytosolic small ribosomal subunit; ribosome. The transcript is spliced from 5 exons. The coding region runs from base 120 to 521 and encodes 133 amino acids. Lineage: Eukaryota; Metazoa; Chordata; Mammalia; Lagomorpha; Leporidae. The record is from RefSeq and is a predicted model, not a curated record. Gene Ontology annotation, biological process: translation.